AUGGGCCAAUGUCAGUCUCUACUUCCAUUUCCAUCUCUUUGGUCCAAAUACUUAUCCCAUACCCAGGACAACAUCCCUUUCAUAACAGGAAGAAACCCUUUCUCAAUCUUAUACCAGCAAUACCGCUUCAUAAUCGAUGGACCGGGUCUGAUAAAAGAAGGCUACGCCCUCUACUCAGACGGCCUCUUCGAAAUUCCUCGCACAUUCCGCCCCGGCCAGGUAAUUCUGUGCAAGCCUGAACUAAUUGAAGAAUUGAAAAACUCUUGCCGGACCGUUGUAUCGCCGGAACCAUGGAUCGACCAGUUACUGCAGAUCUCGCAUGUGAUGCCUGGUUAUUUUCCCAAGGACGGGGGGUGGCCUGCCAUUGCGAAGACUACGCCGGGAGUUAUACGGGGGACGGUUUAUAAACAGUUGGAUCGGUAUAUUCCUUCUAUGAAUGAGGCUGUUCUCUCGCAGUUGAGAACAUUGAAUUUUGAGGACGAUGAAUGUUCGGUUGGCUGCUUUGACAUUGCAUACUCCAUUGUGGCUCGCAGCGGCAGUUUUGCGUUAGUUGGGGAACGACUUGCGAGAGAUGAGGAGUAUCUGGGGGCUGUGAAAGAGCACAUACUCGGCAUGAUUGUGACUACUCGUGUGCAGUUCCUGGUUCCGGAUGUUUUGAAGAGAUGUAUUGGUGGCUUUAUUAGUCGGCUUGUUACUAUGUGCACCCGGUGGAAUAUGCAUUCCUCACGCAAGAUCCUGCUUAAGCACUUUGAUGCAAGGGCAGCUGAGUACGAGGUUGAUAUGUCUAGAGACUUGGGAAAUGGGAAGCAGACCAAUCACGAGAGUUCAGAAAAGCCGGUUGAGAUUUUCCGUUGGCUCUACGAGAGCUCUGUCCUCCGUCAACGAUGGAGUUACUCGGAAGUAAUUGGAGAAAUGCUCCUUCUCCAGUUCGCUUUCAUCUAUACGACAGCUUAUGGUCUAUACGGAGCCUUAGCUGAACUCGCCCAGCGCCCAGAAUACAUUCCUGCACUACGCGAAGAAGUCGAAGCCACAUCCUUACAAAUGGGAAUUACAGUUACCGCGUGUGAUAAAAUGGUCUUGUUAGACAGUUUUCUCAAAGAGUGCCUGCGUCUGCAUCCUCCUGCAGCUGUCUCUGCUCACCGUGUCUGCAUUAAAGCGGUUCCACUUUCGAAUGGUGAGCUUUGCCUAUCUUCCAUUACCAACAUUGCGUUCAUCCCUAACCAUGGCCCUGGUUUAGGUGUCGUUCUCAAGCCCGGAACGCACGUUGGGGUCCCGAGCGGCUGGAUUCAGCGGUCGAGUAUCGUAUACACGGAUCCAGAAGUCUUUGAUGGCUUUCGAUUCGCCAGAUCUGCUGCAGCCGGUGCGUCCGGUACCAAGCUUGUAGAUUUGAGUCCUGAAUAUCUAGUUUUCGGGAUGGAUGUUCAUGCUUGUCCUGGCCGAUGGAUGGCUAGUUCAUUGAUGAAGUUGGCGCUUGCGCAUCUGGUAUUGCAUUUUGAUAUUCUACCUGAUUUGAUGCCGGGGCCUUUGACGGAGUCGUUGUCAUUCGAGGAGUUUUAUGUGCCUAAUUUUGGGUUGAAGGUGCGGUUGCGGCGGAGGGUAUAG
This is a messenger RNA of Penicillium pulvis, 1602 nucleotides long. Its product is annotated as cytochrome P450. Bases 1 to 1602 code for a protein of 533 amino acids. Gene Ontology annotation, molecular function: heme binding; iron ion binding; monooxygenase activity. NCBI's taxonomy places the organism in Eukaryota, Fungi, Ascomycota, Eurotiomycetes, Eurotiales, Aspergillaceae. The transcript has 7 exons. The record is from RefSeq and is a predicted model, not a curated record.